Messenger RNA from Bipolaris victoriae FI3, 1980 nucleotides. RefSeq lists its product as hypothetical. The record is from RefSeq and is a predicted model, not a curated record. Gene Ontology annotation, molecular function: AMP binding; acetyl-CoA synthetase activity. Lineage: Eukaryota; Fungi; Ascomycota; Dothideomycetes; Pleosporales; Pleosporaceae. The transcript has 6 exons. Bases 1 to 1980 code for a protein of 659 amino acids. Gene Ontology annotation, cellular component: cytosol.
AUGUCGUCUUUGCGAACAGAUAACAAGACUACGCCUAGAGCUAGCACAAUCCAAGUGCCACCAGAACUACAUCGGAGACAUCCCUCUAAGCCUCAUAUCACCGGCAUCAGCCACUACCAAUCUCUGUACUCGGCAUCCAUUCGCAAUUCAGAUUUAUUCUGGUCGAAACUAGCUCGAGAAUUGCUCGAUUGGGAUAAUGACUUCCAAACAGCAUGCUCUGGAGAUUUCGCAAAUGGCGAUACAGCUUGGUUUCCAGAAGGCCGACUCAACGCCUCAUACAACUGCGUCGAUCGGCAUGCCCUCAGAACACCCUCGAAACCCGCCAUCAUAUAUGAGGAAGACGCAGGUGGAGAGACUCGGGUGAUUACGUACAGUGAACUCCUCUGGAGCGUGUGCAAGCUAUCAUAUGUCUUGCAAGACAUGGAAGUAUCCAAAGGGGACACUGUUACAAUCUACAUGCCCAUGGUUCCCGAGGCUCUUAUUGCCAUGCUUGCGUGCGCGCGGAUUGGUGCGGUUCAUUCUGUUGUUUUCGCUGGCUUCUCGGCGGAAGCACUGGAAGGAAGGAUACUAGAUGCGAAGUCCAAACUCAUCAUUACAAGUGAUGAGGCCCGAAGAGCGGGAAAGACCAUUCCAAUGAAAAGUGUGGUUGACCAAGCGUUGAGUUCUUGCCCUGGAGUCACUGGAUGUCUGGUUUUCAAAAGAACUGGCAUAACUCCUACGCCUUGGACCCCCUCGCGAGAUCGGUGGUGGCAUGAAGAAGUUCAAAAAUGGCCCGACUAUAUGGCGCCUGAGGACCUACUAGCUGAGCAUCCACUGUUCCUGCUCUAUACCUCGGGGUCUACCGGAAAGCCCAAAGGUCUCAUGCAUACAACAGCCGGCUACCUCCUUGGAGCCGCUGCGACGACAAAGUAUGUUUUGGAUCUUCACGAGCAAGAUGUCUUUUUUUGUGCAGGAGAUAUUGGCUGGAUCACCGGACACACGUACAUGUGUUAUGGUCCACUACUACUUGGAUCAACAACAAUAGUUUGUGAAGGCACGCCAACAUUUCCCAGCCCCUCCAGAUACUGGAACACCAUCGAGAAACACAACGUCACACAUUUCUACACCGCACCUACAGUACUACGAUUACUGAAAAAAGCCGGUUCUGAACCAAGUUCUGAACAGGUUUCCAAGGUGAGGGUUUUGGGGUCUAUCGGAGAGCCUAUUGCCCCAGAAGUUUGGCUCUGGUAUUAUGAGUCGACAUACUUCCAAACUGAGACGGGAUGCCAUGCCCUUGCCCCACUAGCCGGAGUCACUCCCACCAAGCCUGGCUGUGCAUCUGUUCCCUUCUUCGGCAUUGACCCUGUACUUCUUGAUCCCUUCACAGGAAGUGAGAUCGUCGGUUGCAACAAGGAAGGCUAUCUUGCUUUUAGGCAACCUUGGCCAAGCAUGGCUCGCUCAGUCUGGGGUGAUCAUUCGAGAUUUAUCGAGACGUAUUUCAGCCAGUAUAAGGGCUACUACUUGACUGGUGAUGGAGCGUAUCGGGAUUCUGAGGGUGAUUAUUGGAUAUGUGGUCGCAUUGACGAUGUGAUCAACGUCAGUGGGCAUCGACUUUCUACAGCUGAAUUAGAAGCUGCGCUUUUGGAACAUCCUGCGGUCUCUGAAGCAGCUGUUGUCGGUGUACCCGACGAGAUGACAGGCCAAGCAUUGUUAUGUUUUGUCUCUGUCAAAGACAGCCACAAACAUGACAGCACACUCAACGUAACGGCCAAGUCCCAUAUCAGGAAAGCCAUUGGUGGGUUUGCGGCCCCAAAAUUCUUUAUAGUAGUUUCCGAUAUUCCUAAGACUCGAUCUGGUAAGAUCAUGCGAAGGAUUUUGAGGAAAAUCUUUGAAGGAGAGAAAGAGAACUUUGGGGAUGUCUCGACGCUCAUCAAUCCGGCCUCUAUUCAGACGGUUGUUGAGGAGGUUGAGGCGUUUAAAAAGGCAUCGAUGUUUACAUAG